UGGAAAGAGACUUUUGAAACUUUAAAUAGAUCCCAAUUUAAAUAUAGCGCGAACUUGCGCUUGACUACAAUCCACAAGUAAGUUCUUGACAGAUACGUCAAGAUUAUGAUUAAAUUUUCGGGAAAAUUCUAUGACAAAAUUUCUGCGCUAAAAAAGAAAAAUGAGUAAAAAAUAGUGAGAAAAAGUGAAUUCCUUAUUUUAAAAAAAAAUUGUUUUGCCUAAAGUGCCGUUCGGGUAUUACGUAAUCUGAUUAUGCAAAACAUGAUUCGAAAAUACGAAAUUUAUCGCUUUUGUCAAGCACAGGGUCAAAAGUAUCAGAAGAGCAUUAUUUGUCGGAAUCAAUCUAACGGCACACGUGAUGCAAAAAACACAAAUGAUAAAUCGGAUUUGGCUCGAAUUGACCUGACUUCCGAUAGUCCUUAUGAACUUUUUAAGGAAUGGCACGAGGAAGCACGAAAAUUUUCUACUAGCAAUCCAAAUGCAUUAUGCCUUGCCACUGUAUCGAAAGAUUUAAAAGUUAGUGCAAGGCACGUUUUUCUUCGACAACUUGACGAAGAUGGGCUCGUUAUAGUGACAGAUAACCGUAGUCAAAAAGCACAAGACUUGGCAGAUGUACCUUCUGCUGCCAUGAGUUUUUUAUGGUGUUACAUUAAUGAAAAAAAUAAUCACAUGAGCAGACAAGUCAGGAUUGAAGGGAAGGUUGAAAUGCUUCCCAAAAAAGAUUAUGAACAUUUAUAUGAGAGAGAAAAAAUCUUUUGUAAAAUUCGAUCUUUUAUUUGUAAUCAAGGGCGAGAAGUAAAUUGGGAUGAACUGAAGCAAAAACACGACCAGAUUUUGAAAGAAGUUCAAAAUGGAAAAAAAUCUUUACCGAUGCCAUCACAUUUUGUCGGCUUCAAACUCUUCCCUGAAAUGAUAGAAUUCUACUCUGCCUGGGACCAUUUUAUAGCGGAUCGAAUAAAAUUCCAAAGAGAUUCUUUGUCUAACACUUGGAAGCACUGCAGAAUUGCAGCCUAAAAAUUAAAAAAAAAUUAGAUUAGUAUAAUCUUUAUACAUUAUUUUACAACUUUUUUAUAUACAAAUCAAAAUUGGAAAUUCGCAUACUCUAUUAAGAUUAUUUUUUAUAAGAAUAUAUAAUAAUAUACAAUAAUAAUAUUUACAGCAUUUAAAAAAAUACUUUUUGU
Belonocnema kinseyi is the source of this 1181-nucleotide messenger RNA. Its product is annotated as pyridoxine/pyridoxamine 5'-phosphate oxidase-like. Gene Ontology annotation, biological process: pyridoxine biosynthetic process; pyridoxal 5'-phosphate biosynthetic process. Lineage: Eukaryota; Metazoa; Arthropoda; Insecta; Hymenoptera; Cynipidae. Gene Ontology annotation, molecular function: FMN binding; pyridoxamine phosphate oxidase activity. The record is from RefSeq and is a predicted model, not a curated record. Bases 253 to 1014 code for a protein of 253 amino acids. The transcript has 6 exons.